Leptidea sinapis is the source of this 6198-nucleotide messenger RNA. It is a transcript of the gene Cdk5alpha, whose product is annotated as cyclin-dependent kinase 5 activator 1. NCBI's taxonomy places the organism in Eukaryota, Metazoa, Arthropoda, Insecta, Lepidoptera, Pieridae. Bases 1 to 1095 code for a protein of 364 amino acids. The record is from RefSeq and is a predicted model, not a curated record. Gene Ontology annotation, cellular component: cytoplasm; protein kinase 5 complex. The transcript has 2 exons. Gene Ontology annotation, biological process: positive regulation of cyclin-dependent protein serine/threonine kinase activity; activation of protein kinase activity. Gene Ontology annotation, molecular function: cyclin-dependent protein serine/threonine kinase activator activity; protein kinase binding.
AUGCGGGCAGCUAGCGGCCACUCGCGCCUCCCCGCGGGCCUCAUGGGCACCGUGCUCAGCUUCAGUCCGCGUGAGCGGCCUCCCCGGCCCGCGCCCCCCGUCGACCGCCCGGCUCUUGCCUACUCCUACGAGCGGCUAAACAACGCCAAGAACCGAGAGAACCGCGAACGCGAGGAGCGCCGGGCCACCCUCGACGAUGCCGCCAAGAUCAUCUCCGAGAAGACCGCGCUCGAGAAGAACCUCAAGAAGCACUCGUUGUUCAUCAACGCGCUCUCUUGGAAGAGAUUCUCCACGGCCAAUAACAAGAAGAAGUUGGAAUGCAAGAGCAAGAGUGUUACGACUUUCCGGGCGCCGCUCACGGACAAUACGCCUUUGGAUCGGAACAAGAAUGUGAGCGUUGGGGGUGCGAUAUACACGCGGGGUCCAGUGCCACCCUUACCUCCCCCACCAACGGAAGUAGCUAGAACGAAUGCGCUCAACAACAAUGUGUGCUAUUCAGAGAAGUUGCCGACAACUGCGGUGGGAACUGCCCCGAUACCCGCACCGAGGAAGACCGUGAUCCAGGCGUCUACUUCAGAGCUUUUGAAGUGUCUGGGUAUGUUUCUGCACGCCCGAUGCCAUCGACUACGAGACUUCCAGGCAGGAGAUGCUGUGAUGUGGCUUCGGACAGUAGACAGGUCGCUGCUACUGCAGGGAUGGCAGGAUGUUGCCUUCAUCAAUCCAGCCAAUGUGGUGUUCGUCUACAUGUUGGUGCGUGAGCUGGUAGACGGGGAGAGAAUAGCGCGGCCCCAGGAGCUCCAAGCGGUCGUGCUAACCUGCCUCUACCUGUCAUACUCCUACAUGGGCAACGAAAUCUCGUAUCCCCUCAAGCCUUUCCUAGUCGAAGACUCCAAAGACAAAUUUUGGGAUCGCUGCCUUUUAAUCGUCAAUAGACUGUCCUUUAACAUGUUAAGAAUUAAUUCCGAGCCUGGCUUCUUCACCGAGGUGUUCACAGAGCUGAAGGGUUGUGGUAAAAUGGAGAAUACGCCCCCCGCGCCGCCGCACCCGGCGCCCGCACCCCCUCAGGUUCAGCCGCACGCGCUAACGGCUGCCUGACAUAAAGAAGUCGCUGUGCUCAGACUGGCACUAACAGAUCGCCCAACUCGUGUUUGAUGUCGGCUUUUAACUGCUGAAAAUCUUGGUAGAUCAACGCACUACGAAUGGACUUACAGCACAGUUACAAACAUCUAGCUUAAUGUAUAAUGAAACGCGAUGCGAGAUUCAGUUGUUUCAGUAAGAACAAAUUUCCUAACGAGUUAGGUGUUGUUGUGUUCUGAUACACUGCGAAUCAUUAUCUCCACACGAAGAGGUCAUGGUCGUUUUUAAUUAAAUCAACGAUUGUUUUCACUAAGUACUACCUAUGUCUUUUUUAGCGAUCAUUCAUUCGUAAAUGAAGCCAGGUACAAAGAUAUUAUAUUCGUUGGUUACAUUGCUUAUGCUGUGCCUAUUUAAACUGAGGCAAUACUGAAUCUUUUUCGUUGUAAUAUUAAAAAAUUAACCACUAUUAAAAUCGAAUGCAUAAGAACUAACCAAUUUGUUAAAAUAAGUUGUCUGAUUUGAUGAUGUAAAAAUAUUGAUGAAUAAUACAAUUUGCCUAAGUAGGUACCUACAUAAAAAUGAAAACGUUUAUUGAACUCAUAAACGGUGAUAGCCAAACUCCACUAAGUUUUAAACAACUGUUCGCUUUUAAAUUUAGCCGGAUUAUACUUCGCCAGCAAUCGCUAUACUAUAUUUGACUACUAAUAUUUCAAACAUAUGUAAAAUCACUGCACGUUUCAUACUAAACUAAAUUUUCAUUUUGACAUAGACCCAGCUUCUUAUUACCUACGUAAUAUUUACAUCCUCUUUGGAGCAUAUUAGCUGAAUGAAAAGAUAAGCUGUUUCUUAACUAUAAAACUACUAAUGAUAUUAAAAAUCUACCUACCUACAUAAAAAUGAAAACGUUUAUUGAACUCAUAGCAUCAAAACAAAUCACAUAAAUAAAAAACAUCAAACAAUUAAAACCACAUAAAAAGAAAUCACACUUAAGAACCUAGAGUAAUUCAAUUCCAGGCUGCUUCAUCAUAUAAAUAAUCUUGGAUAUUGGAAUAGCCUUUGCUGCUUAAUUUACUUUUUGUGAAGGCUUUGAAUUUAUUUACAGAGAUCGGUAGAUUUAUCUUUGCUAUCUGUUCAUCGAAGUUUUUUAAUAGAAACGAAUACAUUAUCGAGUCUUGUGGCAAUCUUGCCAAGUUUACCUUAUUUCUAAUAUUAAUAUAUGUAUUAUCACUUAGUUUUGUGGAAUUAAGUAUUUCUAUUCCUUUGUGCAAACAUCAAAUUAUUGUAAAUGAAUAAUACUGUAUAAUUAAUUACCUACAUACCUUGUACGUGUUAUAAUAAGUACCUAACUGCAUUACAGCUAUAGGUAUCUGUGGUUUUAUUUAAAAAAAUAUGAAGUUUGUAAAAAUACUUCAAGUUAAUCACAAACUUGAAUAUUCCAGGAUAAUUUUAAAUUAAAAGUACCUAGUAGGUAUACUUAAAUCUCAGCUUCAUUCAAAAUUCUAUUUGUUUAAGUUGGGUAGAUACAUAGUGAAAACAUACCUCUAAUAGAAUAACUGGAUGAAUUUGUAACAAUAAUAUUUAUGUAUCGCAAUAUUUAAGAUUUUAAUUCAAGCGAUAAAGUCUUAUCACGUGAUAAAGAUAAACCAAGAUUUAUGGCAGUUUCCGAUAUCAGAAGAAGUCGGUCAGCACAUUUAAGUAUACAGAAUUGUGAUAAAUAUAAAAAUCCUGAUUUGUUUUCGCUAAUUCUUAACGAAUUCACGAACAGAUAAACCUUCGAGCGUGAAAUAAUUCGUUAGCAUAAAGAUCUCUUGACUCUCCAGUUGUAGUGAUCUGAGAAGAGAAAACGAUUUGGAGGAGCUCAAUAUUAAAUGGCCAGCCACAGCUAAAAUAUUGCACAUGUUGAUAUAUCUCGAAAAUAGACAAAAGAUGAAUUUAUAAGUAGGUAUAACGGGUUAUGAGAACCUAGAAAGUGACGGGGUCAAAGAUAGAUUCGUAGAUAAGAAUACCAGACUAGCGAAACUCUCGAUUGUAUGAAACGUGCAGUCAUUGAUAGAUUGACAGAUGACGGCUAUUCGCUUUCAAAUUUAGCCGGAUUAUACUUCGCCAGCAAUCGCUAUACUAUAUUUGACUACUAAUAUUUCAAACAUAUGUAAAAUCACUGCACGUUUUAUACUAAACUAAAUUUUCAUUUUGACUUAGGCCCAGCUUCUUAUUACCUACGUAAUAUUUACAUCCUCUUUGGAGCAUAUUAGCUGAAUGAAAAGAUAAGCUGUUUGUUAACUAUAAAACUACUAAUGAUAUUAAAAAUCAUGUGUAAUUUUAGUUCGUGAAUUUCAUAUUCAAAUGUAGGUUAACGAUUACCCAAGAAGUAUUGAUUUGUAAUAAAAGUCUAGUUUAUUCUAGCAUUUGUUGUCACGAUCUACAAACGUGGUAUUCGAUUUGAAAAGACUUCGUAGGUAACAAUCUCCUUUAUUGAUCAAUAAACACGUUUGUGUUCUCGUAAUUUCUAAAAUAUGAAUCUGAUCGAUCUUCAGCACCAGUUUAGAUAUUUCAAAAGAGAGACAUAUUAUAUAGCCUAAAAAUAUUGCGAAAAGCAUAAGAAUCCGAGAUUAUCAACUGUCAAUUUUUAUUUUAGCCUGUGGUUAGACAUUCCAAGUGCAAACUGGAUUCAGUCAGCAUAUUAUUCAUAUUGAAUUAUUAAAUAAUAAUUUUAUUCAUUCUCCAACUCCCAAUGAGAGUCGAGGGUAUUGAGGUAAACACUUCCAACCUUGUUCGUUUGUUUUUUCGUAGCAAGUAAAGAAAGUUUGGAUAGUGUUUUCCGAAAAACAUUAAAAUGGCCCUGUCAAUAGGGUCAACGAAAUUCGAUUCGAUUCAAACUCAAGAAUUGACUAAAGUUUGUCCAAUAGUACAGUCAAUAGUAGGUUAUGUUAAGAGUUAAUAUUAUAACGUAGUUGAAUCGUGUGUAAUGUAAAUGAUGCGCCUAGUAGGACGAAGUAUGAAGACUAGAUGAAAGUAGAAUAAUAAAAAAAUAUCUUUUGACGAAGACACCUAAAAUGGCAACAUAGAAUUCCGAUGUUAUUUUAAAGUAUUUAUAUGCUGCAAUAAUACAAAAAUCAUGGAGGUUUAUUUGACGCAGUUUUCGGAUUCGAUUUAUGAGGUAUAGGUACGUUAGCUGAUGUCCAGAUAUUAUCCUUCCUAUACCUUCUGGUGUUGGCUUAGUCUUUAAUAUGUUUCUAUUGCGGCAGAUAUUAGGUAAUUUGGCACAAUAGUCCUAGGCGGUCAUUAUUUAUUAAAUUAAUUAUGGAAGUUAGUCGAUAUUAGGUAAAUGGGGCAGGCGGGGAGUUGCAAUAUACUCCGGAUAUCCGGUGAAGUCCUUCAGAAUGUUGUACGUACGGCCGGCUCAAAGCACGAUGUUUAACUUAUAUAUAGGGCAAAUUUUGCGAAUAAACGUUUUGUACAGUGAACUUAUAUAAGUAUACUAGUCUAGUUUAGAAAAUGGUCUAAAUUAAAGGCACUCGGUUUAGUCCAUAUUGAUAUUUGUUUAGCUGUACUUAAGGUCGAUAUUCCAACUUCAAACUUUCAUCCAUUUUACGAUAAUCGAUCAAGAAAGACCUCUCAUUUGUAUUUUAUUAAUAUUUUAAUAAUGUCUAUAUUAUAAUACACAACAAUGAUGCAAUACUUUCAAGGCGGUGCAGAAAAAAUCUGGUCAUUAGAGUCAUAAGAUUUAUUACGUUAUUAUUGAAUCUCGAAAAUAGUCAUUAUUUUUAAGUGUACCUUCUAGAUAUUUUUAUCUGUGAUGUUCAGUUAGUUUGAUUUGUUAAUUUUUUCUUGAGCUUGGCAAAUGCCGAAACAGAGAUUUUAGAUUUUAUUAUAAUUUUUAGGUGUUGUAAUUAUUUUGUUGUAUUGAAUUCAAAUAGAAUUUAGCGCGUUAGACAUACUUAGUAGCUAUUAACAUAAUAAUAAUUAAUUUCUAAGUAAUUAUACUUUGAUGCCGUCUGCGUCAUUAAUCUUGUUAUACACAUAGGUACGUAUAACUUCAAUCAAUUAUCUUCGUUAUAUCAGGAGUACUUAUGAUCUUAAUUCAUUUAGCAGUUAGUAUAACCCACCAUUUCCCAAAGAGGUACCUACAACAUUUUGGAUCAAGUAUUUCGAACUACUUAAGUAUGCUCUGUUAUGAGUUUUUGGAAAUGCGAAUAUACGACUAAUAAAUAAAUUAAUUAGGCAAUAUAAAUAAUCUUUGCCUAAUUGAAAGUUGAAUUUGUUAUAAAUUUUUAUUGGUAAUUCAAAUUUUUUUUCGGUGCUCUACGAACGUAUGCAAUUGAAUGUUUUACUGUAAAGGUGAAGCAUAUCAUAAUUUAUUUAUUUGUUCAAAACUGACAUGUCUGCUUUCACAAAAAAUAAAUUUAUACCACCACAUCGUAUAAUUGAGCUUAAAUGAGAGAUUCAAAUGUAGUUGGAAGCUAUUUCGUACCGUUAGACUAUGUCCUCUGGUGGGAUGGAUAUGUUGUGACGACAUAAAUAUAAAUGUUAUUUAUGUACGUGAUGUAGGUAAAUUAUAAAUCCCAUAUUUAAAUGAGGGAUACGAAUAUAUUAAUAAACGAUUUAUUUGCAGUUGCAAUUGAACAAUAAUUUAAGUAAAAAGAUACUUAUUGAAAAGAAGAAGAUAUUUUUCAGUCUGAUUCCGUUACUACCUAGAAAAAGAUGAAAAUAAGAAUGAAACAAAGAAAAAUUUAUAAAAAAAAUUGAUUAGAUCUAUAUCAAGGCAAUUAAUAGCUGAUGACGUCGAACUGCAACGAAAGUAACUACAUACCAAUAAUCCUAUUAUUUGUAACUUUAAAAUUAUACAAAUCAUUGAAUUUGCCCUCUCUGUCUCGUAUAAAAUGUUAUUUCAACAUACCAAUAGGUUUAAACAUUAUACAUAAAUAGGUACCGACUUAGUGUAUUCUCAGUGGCUUUUAUUUUGUUUGAAAUUUAGUAACCUAUAUUUUCAAAAGAGCAUGCAUGAUAUACAAAGUUUUAUUUAAAAUAAAGUUGUGUUACCUCUGCCUAUUUAACUCACAUUUGUUAAUCUAAUGUAUUGUAAAUAUACCCAAUUAUUAAAAAAGUUUCAUAUGUACUGUA